This is a messenger RNA of Scomber japonicus (chub mackerel), 1185 nucleotides long. RefSeq lists its product as uncharacterized. The transcript has 5 exons. The record is from RefSeq and is a predicted model, not a curated record. Lineage: Eukaryota; Metazoa; Chordata; Actinopteri; Scombriformes; Scombridae. Bases 37 to 936 code for a protein of 299 amino acids.
CAUGAUAUAAGGCAAAGCAAAGUGACAAAGACAGACAUGAGCAGCAUGGAGAUCAUUUUCCUCAGUAUAGCAUUUCUUCUGGGAGGGUUAUCCGACAUGAAGACCGAGGCUAUGUCAGUUACUGGAGAGUUGGGGGUGGCGAUCGAAAUCAGAUGCUCUCACUCAAAUGCAUUUACCAAUGUCAAAUAUUUCUGCAACAAUACAUGUAGUAAUGAGGACAUCCUAAUAAGCAGCAAAAAGAGGGAUUCAAAUGGAAAAUACAGCAUUAGAGAUGAUGGAAACACCUUCUUUGUGACCAUCUCUAAACUGACAAUGGAUGAUUCUGGAAUUUACUGGUGUGGAAUAGAGAGAGCUCUUUGGGACACAUACAGUGAAGUCAUCCUCACAGUCAAAAAGGUGGACAAAAAGGAGCCUGAUGAUGACACAUCACCAUCAACCACACCUGAGUUAAUUCAUACAAAAUCAUCUAAGAUGCUGGUGUAUAUGGGAGCAGGGCUUGGUGUCGUUAUGUUAGCUCUGGCGAUCAUCCUCCUAAUGUUCUUCAGAUAUCGAAACAGAGACAUCAGCACAUCUUCAGGAAAGGAUCAAGACACAGUUUAUGCAGCACCAUUCAUUCAGGAACAACCUCCACACACACAUAUCAACACUUCCUCUUCAACAGCCAAUGAAGGUCAAGAAACAGACAGCAAGGAUCACAGCAUCAACUUGUCGGCUGUUCAGCACAAAGAUCACAGCAGAGAUCACACAUGCAAUACUUACUCCAACAUCGCAGUCUCCUCAGAGUCUCAGAUCCAACCAGACAGUGUCUUUUACUCCACUGUGAGCUUCAACAAGGUCACAGACAGCAGCACUGUCACACCUCACACUGCAACGAUCACAUACUCCACCAUCAGACACCAAUCAACAGAUGAGUCAACAGUCUACUCCAACUUUUGAACACAGUGCUGAUCAUCUUCAAUGUUUGACACAGUGACUUUGUCUCCUUUAACUUUCCAUUUUCUACUAAACAGAUGAUUAUUCACAUGUUAUAGACCAAUGUAAAUUCACAGGUCGUUGUGAAUUGGUUAUUGUAUUACUUAUUGGAUUAUAAUUUACCAUAAUACAGGGCAGAUAUUAUAGAAAAGAUGCCCCUAAAUAAAGUCUAAAUGUUGCAUUAUGUCCAAUAUGUAAACUUCACCCUAAUAA